AUGGUCGAGACCGAGCGCCGGCGCAGAAGGCCGCCUUUGUCAUGUAUUCAAUGUAGAAAGCGGAAGAUCAAGUGUAACCGAGAACCUACAUGCAGCAAUUGCAUGCGAUCAAAAAACUCAACUUGCGUAUAUGAGAACGACCCGUCACAGCCUUCAAAACAAAAUGCUGGUUGUGAUCAAACUUCAGACUCCGGCCUGAGCAAGAGAGCCCAAGAAAAAAAUGAUUUUUCAGUGUUCUCAAAUAAUUAUUCCAGCACAAGCCGACCGUCAACGAUUGUAACCCAUGCGCCAAGCUCGCUACUAGCUCCCUCAUCAGUCCCGACGCCGCCCAGUCAGAUAUCUGCUCAGGAUGUUGAGUUCAUGCAAAAUCGAAUAAAAAAACUUGAAGAUAAACUAUCCAAAAUUUCACCAGCAUCUUCCGGUCCAUCAUCUGUCUCCCCGCUUGUGCCCACCCCAAAUUCAACAAUAGACACAGUUACAUCUUGUAUCGGCGGAGUUUUUCACUUCCAUCACGAAACCCAUUUACAGGGUCAAGCUCCAGUACUAAACCAUAGUGUUAUGCACAAGUCCCGUUGGUUUGGCCAAAGUCAUUGGAUAACCGGAUUGUUCGAGCUCGUGAAUUUGUUCAAUAUUUUCGAUUCGCUUGUACGAGACGAAUCAUCUGAUAUUAUGAUUGGUCUGCAAAAAUGUAAGUACUUAGGGAGGGCAAUCAAAAAGCAACGAGAACCUUCCUGGCCUUGUUCGGCAACGUCGGAAUUACCUCCAAAACAUGUCACGGAUGAGCUAGUUGACUGUUACCUUCGCACAUUGGAAACCACUUAUCGAAUAUUUCAUAUUCCAAGUUUUAAAAGAGAUUACGAGGCAGUUUGGAUGUCAGAUAAACCCGAUACUGCGUUUCUGGUCCAAUUGAAACUGGUGCUUGCCAUUGGAGCCACUGUUUACGAUGACCAAUACUCCAUGCGUACCUCUGCUAUUCGAUGGAUAUACGAAGCUCAAAGCUGGAUCUCGGAACCAGAAUUUAAACCGCGACUCACUAUUCAAAACCUGCAAACUAAUAUCCUUCUUUUGGUUGCCCGUGAAGUAGCCAAUAUUGGACAAGGUCUGGUUUGGGUAUCGGUGGGCGAACUCCUGAGAAAAGCAAUGCUUAUGGGGCUGCAUCGUGACCCAUCACUCCUACCAAGGAAGCCUCAUCAUGUGUUCGUUUCCGAAAUGAGGCGGAGACUAUGGAAUACUAUUUUAGAGAUGAGUCUUCAUUCAAGUCUAAGUUCUGGCGGCCCUCCACUCAUUUCUUGCGAAGAUUUCGAUACGGAGUCGCCAGGUAACUUUGAUGAUGAACAUCUCAUGGCCGAAGAUCCACAGCCAGCAAAUGGAUUUACCCAAAUAUCGAUUGCAAUCUCUCUUCGCAAAACAUUCCCUGUGCGCCUUGCCAUCGUCAAAUUUUUAAAUAGUCUUGGCUCGCAUGGCACGUAUGAGGAUGCUCUUCGCCUUGACUCAGAGCUGAGGGAAUCAUAUAAGACCAUGUGUCAGAGCCUUCAAGGUUACGACCUAAGGUUUGGAUCUUCGUCAUCCCAGUUCUCAAUCCGGCAAAUGGAUUGUCUUAUUCAUCGCUAUCUUUUGGCUAUUCACUCUCCUUAUCUCCGGGAUGCGUUUCAUGAGAACAAAAUAUUUUACGCGUUUUCUAGGAAGGUUUCAAUUGAAUCUUCGCUCAAAAUGUGGUAUGCAAUCUAUCCUCCAUCCACCACAAUCUUUAUGGACGGCCAAUCUUGCGACGAUGCAUCACCGCCAUAUCUAGACGAUAUGAUGCGAAUUGCAACGUGUGGCUCUGGAUUCUUUCGCAUCGGCGCUGCUCAUGCUGCCUUCAUCAUUGGGACAGAAAUUCUCAGUCAACUUGAGGAUGAUGAAAGUUUCGGCUUUGGCUCCAUCGCCUUGCGUCCAGACUUUCUCGGGAUAUUGGAUCACGCGCAAAAGUGGAGUUUGCAGUGUUUGAAGAUUGGGGAGACUAACAUGAAAGGAUACUUGUUUUUGCAUAUACUUGGCGAGCGCGUUAACGGACUUAUGCGACGCCUUCCUGCGGAGGAAUUUCCGAGACUUUUGCUCAAAUCAGGAGAGGAAGCUGUAAAGAUAGCGCUGGCGAUCCUUGAAGAUAAUGCAAGUCAAUGUCGGGUCGAAAAUAGUAUGGGCGAGAUCAGUGGCACGCCGAUAAACAUACAGUCUACUAUUGGGGAAGAUUUGAAUUUUAUGAUGCCAGAUGACGAUUUCAGUUUUGGAAAUACAGACCCGAUGACCUGGAUUUAUCAAGAUGAUAAUAUGCAGGAACCUUUGCUUUGGUGA
Messenger RNA from Talaromyces proteolyticus, 2331 nucleotides. RefSeq lists its product as uncharacterized. Gene Ontology annotation, cellular component: nucleus. The transcript has 4 exons. Bases 1 to 2331 code for a protein of 776 amino acids. Gene Ontology annotation, molecular function: RNA polymerase II cis-regulatory region sequence-specific DNA binding; DNA-binding transcription activator activity, RNA polymerase II-specific; zinc ion binding. Gene Ontology annotation, biological process: DNA-templated transcription; regulation of transcription by RNA polymerase II. Lineage: Eukaryota; Fungi; Ascomycota; Eurotiomycetes; Eurotiales; Trichocomaceae. The record is from RefSeq and is a predicted model, not a curated record.